Messenger RNA from Myiozetetes cayanensis, 508 nucleotides. RefSeq names its product cleavage and polyadenylation specificity factor subunit 1-like. Gene Ontology annotation, molecular function: nucleic acid binding. The transcript has 3 exons. Gene Ontology annotation, cellular component: mRNA cleavage and polyadenylation specificity factor complex; nucleus. The coding region runs from base 72 to 353 and encodes 93 amino acids. The record is from RefSeq and is a predicted model, not a curated record. NCBI's taxonomy places the organism in Eukaryota, Metazoa, Chordata, Aves, Passeriformes, Tyrannidae.
CCCAAGCCCCCUGUGACCCCCGUUUUGUGCCCCCAGCGACGCUGGACGGGGGGCUGGGGCUGCUGCUGCCCAUGCAGGAGAAAACCUACCGGCGGCUGCUGAUGCUGCAGAACGCCCUGAGCUCCGCCCUGCCCCACCUGGCCGGGCUCAACCCCAGGGCCUUCAGGCUGCUGCAGGCGGAGCGGCGGCUGCUCCAGAACGCGGUCAGGAACGUGCUGGACGGGGAGCUGCUGGGCAGGUUCCUGUACCUGAGCGCCAUGGAGAGGGGGGAGCUGGCCAAGAAGAUAGGGACCACCCCGGACAUCAUCCUGGACGACCUCCUGGAGAUCGACCGAGUCACGGCCCACUUCUGAGGGGCUUCGGGACCCCCAAAUCCCACCCCCCUUCCCCCCAAAACUCCACGUUUGUAAUAAAACACCAACCCCCCAAAAAACUCCACGUUUGUAAUAAAACACCAACCCCCCAAAAAACUCCACGUUUGUAAUAAAACACCAACCCCCACAGCUGC